Messenger RNA from Carassius carassius (crucian carp), 1472 nucleotides. RefSeq names its product NSA2 ribosome biogenesis homolog (S. cerevisiae) (gene nsa2). The transcript is spliced from 6 exons. The record is from RefSeq and is a predicted model, not a curated record. Gene Ontology annotation, cellular component: nucleolus; preribosome, large subunit precursor. The coding region runs from base 159 to 941 and encodes 260 amino acids. NCBI's taxonomy places the organism in Eukaryota, Metazoa, Chordata, Actinopteri, Cypriniformes, Cyprinidae. Gene Ontology annotation, biological process: maturation of LSU-rRNA; maturation of 5.8S rRNA.
UUGACAGACGCGCUUCCUCUACAGAACAGGCUCUGAGUGAAGAACAUCACGAGCUCGAGCCUCAAAUAAAAGCAUCAAAAUAUCAGAUCUGAAGAACCAACAGCGGAUUAAACGACGCGUGACAGCUCUAUAAACAGCUCAACACCACAGAAUACAGCAUGCCGCAGAACGAGCACAUCGAGUUACACCGCAAGCGGCAUGGCUAUCGUCUGGACCACCACGAGAGGAAGAGGAAGAAGGAGAGCCGAGAGGCGCACGAGAGAUCGCACAAAGCCAAAAAGAUGAUCGGCCUCAAAGCCAAACUCUACCACAAACAGAGACACGCCGAGAAGAUCCAGAUGAAGAAGACCAUUAAGAUGCAUGAGCAGAGGAAGAGCAAACAGAAAGACGAUGACAAGACCCCAGAAGGGGCGGUGCCAGCUUACCUGCUGGACAGAGAGGGCCAAUCACGCGCCAAGGUUCUCUCCAACAUGAUCAAACAGAAGAGGAAAGAGAAAGCUGGAAAGUGGGAGGUUCCUCUCCCGAAGGUCCGAGCCCAGGGCGAAACCGAGGUUCUGAAGGUCAUCCGCACAGGAAAGAGACAGAAAAAGGCCUGGAAGAGGAUGGUGACCAAAGUCUGUUUCGUAGGAGACGGAUUCACACGCAAACCGCCCAAAUAUGAGCGCUUCAUCAGACCUAUGGGUCUGAGGUUUAAGAAGGCACACGUCACUCAUCCUGAGCUGAAGGCCACCUUCUGUUUGCCCAUCCUGGGUGUGAAGAAGAACCCGUCCUCCUCCCUUUACACCACUCUAGGGGUCAUCACCAAGGGAACGGUCAUUGAGGUCAACGUCAGUGAGCUUGGAUUGGUCACGCAGGGCGGGAAGGUCAUCUGGGGUAAAUAUGCCCAGGUGACGAAUAACCCCGAAAACGAUGGUUGCAUUAAUGCCGUUUUGCUUGUAUAAUGGAAACCUGAAACGUUUGUUAUGGAACUGUGCCUUCGAGUGCAGCGCUAAUGUGAAAUACUGUUAUUUACAUCAGAAAUCAUCUCGGAAAUCAUAAGAAAAGAUGAUUUGAAGACAGUUGAUGGAGUUGCGACGUCACAUCUGGACCCAAAGCAUGUGGAUCAGAAAUAAAGUGUUGUUUUUUUCUUCUUCUAAAAGAUGUUGUCAAAAAUUGUUUCUCUUUGCAUAUUGUACUACAAUACAUUGAUGAUGUCACAGCAGUAUUUACAUGGUAUCCUGGGGCACUUCACACCUGCAUUUAAUCGUUUAGAUGCCAUAAAAAGUAAUCAUUCACAGACUAAGUUACAUUGUGUACUAUUAAACCUUUAUGUGAUAAAUAAUGGCACUAAAAGAAAAGUUUAUAAAUCCAACAAAUUCUGAUUUUAUUAUUGCAAAUGGUUAAGAUGUUAAAAUUAGGCAUGUUCAAUUAUUGGCCGAGUUCAUAAGCUCAUUUAUUCUUAAUAAACCUAGAAAUAUUGGGACAUUUUAAAA